This is a messenger RNA of Benincasa hispida (wax gourd), 3021 nucleotides long. RefSeq names its product rop guanine nucleotide exchange factor 12-like. Gene Ontology annotation, molecular function: guanyl-nucleotide exchange factor activity. Lineage: Eukaryota; Viridiplantae; Streptophyta; Magnoliopsida; Cucurbitales; Cucurbitaceae. The record is from RefSeq and is a predicted model, not a curated record.
AUAACGUCAAGGAGAUACAUCACACACGACGAUGUCUUUUUAUCAUUAGUUAUAUUUGUUUCAUAUCUUCAUCCACAACUUCUCAUGUUUUAUAAGGUCUUUGAAUUUUGAACUUAAAUAAAAGAUAUAAUUGACAAAUAAAUCUUUUGAAUACAUGUAAUUAUUCAUCAUUCUUUUUAUCCUAAUCUUCAUCUAAUCUAGUCAAGGGGUUUCAACCCAAUACAAAAUCUCUAUGGUAUGAUUUUCUAAUACCCAUAAUUUCUGGACAAAUAUUGUCAAAUUCCCUUCAAAUUAAGGUCAAAGAGGAAAUUACCAUCCAACCCAAAACCUAACAAAAUGAUGAGUUGCAACAGAAAAAACAUAUAUUUAGCAAAACCAGAUCCAGAAAAAACAGGGAAAAAAAAAAUACAACACAAAUUUGUACAAUGUUGUCAAAAUAGAAGAGAAAACAAGAAGUUACCAUUGGUUCUUAAGAUAAGAGGUGUGAGUUUUAGAGAAAAAAAAAUGGUGGUUAGGCAUGCAAGCAUGUCUGUCUUCUCCUGGUUUUGAGAACCUUUGACCUUCCAAUGAAAAACUACAGCCAUCCAUAAUCCCACCACCAACAAUAAUUAACAAUAAUCUCAAAAUAACAAACACCAAUCAUAAAAUUCCCUUUCUCCCUUUUUUUCUCAAUUCUUAAGCCAUCUCUAAGCUAUCUAUCAAACCUUGCAUGUAACCCACUUUCUCAAUAACCCAAUUCCCAUUUCAAUUCAGAAAGAAACUCCUACAAACCAAAACCAAAACCAACAUAUUCUUUUUUUCUUUUUUUUUUUUUUCCCUUGUGGAAUUUUGAUUAAGCUUCUGAGGCCCCUUUCCAAAGGCUCUGUCCUUUUGUUCUUUUUCUAUGAACUUUGUUUUUUCAGGUCUGUCAAGAUUGCUGGUUUGUUCUCUCUCGUUUAUUCUAUCAAAAGAUUCAUCAAAAAGCUGAAGAUGGUACGAGAAAUGGAACAAGAUGAAGAAAAUUACAGGUCCAAAUUGUUCAAUUUCAAAGCAUUUCAGGAGAAUAAUAAUGCAACCAAACACUCGAAAAGCUUGAGCAUGGAGAGUGCAACUGUCCUGUUUUCUUCAGAUAAUAAUUAUUUGUUUUCCAACAGAAAUCAGGGAUCAACUCCGGUGAACGAUACCAUUUCGGACAAACCCCCCACGAAUCGACAGGACAAAGGCCCUAAAGCUAAGGUCUCCAGAGAUGAUGCUGCAAUUAAACAGCCUAAAGAUCAGCCACCAACAGAAAUUGAACAGAUGAAGGAGCGGUUUGCUAAGUUGCUUUUGGGUGAAGAUAUGUCUGGUGGAGGAAAGGGUGUUUCGUCGGCUUUAGCAUUGUCAAAUGCGAUUACAAAUCUUGCAGCUUCUGUUUUCGGGGAACAAUGGCGUCUAGAGCCGAUGUCAGUAGAGCGAAAAGCAAGAUGGAGAAAAGAGAUUGACUUGCUAUUAUCAGUCACUGAUUACAUAGUUGAAUUUGUUCCUUCCCAACAAAAAUCCAAGGAUGGAACAAACAUGGAGAUCAUGGUUACCCGUCAGCGCAAUGAUCUUCACAUGAACAUCCCGGCACUACGGAAGCUCGAUGCGAUGCUUAUUGAUUGUUUGGAUAAUUUUAAGGACCAAUCCGAGUUCUACUAUGUAUCCAGAGAUUCUAGUGAGUCAAAUAAAGACAAUGCUUCAAAAAGAAAAGAUGACAAAUGGUGGCUACCUACUCCUAAGGUUCCUACAAAUGGUUUAUCUGAAAACUCAAGGAAAUUUAUGCAGUAUCAAAAGGAUUGUGUAAACCAAGUCCUUAAAGCAGCCAUGGCUAUAAAUGCACAAGUUCUAUCAGAAAUGGAGAUCCCAGAAAACUACAUUGAGUGUUUGCCUAAGAAUGGGAGGGAAAGCCUUGGAGACUCUAUCUAUAGAAACAUAACGGUUGAAUUCUUCGACCCGGAUCAGUUUCUGUCUACCAUGGACUUAUCUUCAGAGCACAAGAUCCUAGAUCUCAAGGAUAGAAUUGAGGCUUCCAUUGUGAUAUGGAAGAGGAAAAUGAACCAGAAAGAUGGAAAAUCUGCUUGGGGCUCAGCUGUAAGCUUGGAGAAGCGAGAGCUUUUCGAGGAGAGAGCGGAAACAAUUUUACUCAUCCUCAAACAUCGUUUCCCAGGCACUCCUCAAUCAGGAUUAGACAUUAGCAAAAUCCAAUACAAUCGGGAUGUUGGACAGGCUGUUCUAGAGAGUUACUCCAGAAUCCUCGAAAGCUUGGCCUUCACAGUGAUGUCAAGGAUUGAGGAUGUACUCUAUGCAGAUUACAUUGCUCAAAAUCCAUCACAAGCAUCAGGUAAGAAGAACCCUUCACGGGAAACCCCAGUAUCAUCGGGGGUGGAUAAGUGUACAACAGGAGAAGAGACACAAAAUGCUGCAGAGACACCUACUUCAAUGACACUAUUGGACUUCAUGAAUUGGGGUCCGGAUAUUGCUGAUAAUGAGGUAAAGAAGGAGUCGCCAACAGCGAAUUCCGACAACUUAUCUACAGAAAGUGAAGUGAAGCAUGUGCACAAGCUUCAAAACAUAGUGACCAAUAACAAGUUGGUAUCGUACCUUGAGAAUAUAGGCGGCUUGAAAAGCCCCACGGCACGACAUUGACUCGAGAAGAGAGGGCCAGAAGAACACAGUUAAAAGCUCAACCUUCUUUUGACCGAGUUUUUCUUUAGAGCUGUAAUUACCAAGUCUAUUCAAUUCAUUCCUGUUGUAAAUAUGAAUGAUGAGCACGAGUAAUUUGGUUUUGGAGUAUUUUUUUUCUAAUAUGGUUCUUCUGCAGGGGUAUCUGUUAGUCAAUUUUGUUAGAAAGAGUUAGUCUUUUUAACUCAUAUUUUUAUCAGUCUUUCAAAGCAACUGGCAAGACCACUUUGUAAAAGUACAUUCAUCACAUAAUAACAAUUGCUCAAAUAACACUCCUAUAUGGUAUCUUUGAAACAUACUGGGAAGGAGAGUUAAAAGAGAAGAUUUACAUACAACAAAAAC